Molecule: messenger RNA, 3330 nt
Organism: Schistocerca americana (American grasshopper)
Lineage: Eukaryota; Metazoa; Arthropoda; Insecta; Orthoptera; Acrididae
Product: zinc finger protein 93-like
Exons: 6
Coding region: 284-1444 (386 amino acids)
Biological process (GO): regulation of transcription by RNA polymerase II
Cellular component (GO): chromosome
Molecular function (GO): chromatin insulator sequence binding
Source: RefSeq, a predicted model, not a curated record
CCGGCCAUGUUGACGGGAUUUGGCGGUGUUGUGUUUGGAAAUUCGAAAUCAAUGUUGAUAAAUUGUCCGAUGAAGUUGUUGCGGAUUUGAUUCAAUACACCCAAAGUGUAAAAAUAUAUAGCUGCACAAUUUUAAGCUGUGCACUCAUUGGUGUAGGAAGAAUCGGACAUUUGCUGACGAAGACUUUUGUUUCAGUUUACCUUCGAAAACAUCGCACAGCUAUUGAUUUUAGAAUGAAGGGGCAAGAUGCUGAGAAGUAACGUGAGGGCAAACUGCAUUCAACAUGGACGCUGUCGAUGUCGCGGGAGUCUUGGAAUUUGACUGCAUAGUCUUAAGAGACGAGCUGUUGGAUUCCAGAGAAGCCAUUCAGCGAGUUAUAGCAGAGAAGUGGGCGUUCGCAAAAGAGGAAGUGGGGAAGUCUCGGUCUCGAUGCAGUGAGGAGGCGUCUGAUGUAGGUGUCCAAGUUGAAGGGGAAGUUGUGUAUCUCAAUGUGGAGGAAGAGGAGGAUCAAGAUGUUGAUGUGGAGGGAGAUGAAACAUCAUCAGUUACUCAACCACCUGGGAAUAUCGAAUCUCGAGGCGUCAGCAGUGCAGACCGCGACAUCACAUUGGCCGGAGCUCGAGGUGUGACAGAGUCCAAAGAGACAAAGAAGUUCUACAGUACUGUACGGUCGGAGGGAGCGGCCGAGUGCGGCAGAAGUUUGCUGCCGGCCACUUCUCCUCCUUCCACCUGCAGUUCGUGCACGCGCCAUUUCUCGUCGGAGGCAGAUUGCACGAAUCACGUCUGUGUGGUCACGAGUGAAAUGCGGAGAUCGCCCCGGAGAGGAUUUUCCGGCUCUAUGUCCACGGUCGACUCUGACGUCCGGCAGGUACCUAAGGUCGCGAAGGAGAAGCGUGCCGAGUCUCCGGAGGGUGAAAUUCUCUCCGACGAGUGUGACGGGGUGCCGUGUCCGGAGGACUCUGCAGCCACUCUCGCUACACGGGGGAGCGAAGUCAGCUCGGCACACGGAGAUUCUCGUAGCGGCCGCAUCCCGGCACCUUCCGAAACUGCGGCAUCGAUUCUCUCGGAGGCUGCUGCCGGCACUCACGCGUACUUGUGGAAAUCUGCCUUGGGCGUGUGUGGAAUCUGUGGAAAAAUUUUCAAUAACAACUCUAACCUAAAGAGACACGCUCUGGUACACGGCAGUGGGAUUUUCCUCACGUGCGACGUCUGCGGCCAGUUUUUUCCCGACCGGUGCUCUCUCUGGAGGCACAAAGAACAGCACGGUGGAAAGAGCCAGUCCAAGAUGUACAAGUGUAACGUAUGUGGUAAAUGUGUAAAUAGUAACACUUCACUGAGGAAGCACAGGUCUCAGCACGUACAGCCUUACGUGUGCGACAUAUGUGGCGAAUCGUUCCAUCGAGCCAGCGGCCUGCAGAUACACAAAUACUUGCAUGUCAGAUAGUAUCGAUUUACGUCUCUGUAAGUGUACGCCGUGCUCGAGCUCGCUUGUGGUGUUUGUUGCUCUUCUCUUAUGAGCUUACUGAGCCAUAAAUGUGGCCCAAAAUAGUGAUCCGUUUCCACAAAAUAUGUCGAAUAUAUGAACUGUCUGAGGAGGGCUCACACUGGACACUCAAUAUUGGCAAAGUUUAUUGUGUUUUCUGUGCAUUUCAGAGUGCAGUGGCUGUCAUUCCUGUAGCACACAAAGCAGUUUGCACUUGGUAAGGUGACCUUUGAAGCCCACCAACACUGAAUUUCUAUCCGUAUGUUAGGAUUGAGCUUUUAUUUUUAAAGCAAAUAAUGCACAUCCUGGUUAUGUACAGACGUUUUUGUCAUUUUUGAGUACAGUCUCCAUUGUUUGUGCAAGUUUUCACCAAUGUCUAAAUCUUCUCGUGGCAGAAGUCUGUUCUGACUGCCAGAUGAGUGUGUUCCGUUGCUUUGUGACUUCGCAUCUGUUACUCCGGACCUAAAAAGAGAGUAGACGCAGGACAGUGUCAGAAGGUGUGCACAGCAUUUGUGGUCUGUCUAUGUUUGAGAACAUUAACCGGAAUGCAACCCUCUGUGUCAUAGAAAAUGCUUCCAACAGCUUUUUCAGCAAAUUUUACUGUCCGUACUUUCUUUUCUGACAGCAAAUCCCAGUGGAGCCCUUCCGUACUCUGACAUUUAGUUCAGGCACGUAAUGACAAAACCAGCUUUCAUUUCCUGUCGUAAUACUCCUCAAAAACUGCCUCUUACAUUUUGAAAUUGUUUGAGGUUUUGGGUGGCAGUUGUUUUCUAAACUACAGUCUUUGAUCAAAUGCAGGACUCAGAGGGUACAAAUUUCUCAGUAAUUCGAGCUCUGAAUUGUAUCCUGCACUGCACUUUGUCCUAUUGUAAGAAUUGUUGCGAUCUCAUUCACAGUGACACAUCUGUCAUUCUGUAACUUUUCUUUUCGGGUACUACGGAGGGCACGUACUGUGGGCUGAUGUGGGAUGUUUGUGUUCCCACUUUUUAAUGUUUUCCUAACUCCACUGGUGCCCGUGCAUAUAUAUCCACAUGCAUGCUGAAGUCUGAGAGAAGAAUUUAGCAGCAAUUAUUUCCUUCUUAACAAGAAACUAAGUAAGAGUAAGCUGUUGAAAUGCAUCGAUACUGGACAUUUCGUAAAUAUAGCACCUGCUCACGUGGUAGAUGUUUAUUGAUCUCACAAAUAUGUAAACGUAAAGUUUGUAGUUUAGGAUGCUGCAGUUGUAAGAAAGGAUUGCUCAAAAGUUCAGUAUGGCUCCUGUUCAUUAUGAGCAUUGUUGUUGUGAUAGUAUACUAACCCGUCUGUGUGAAACGUGGCUUUGUAUGAGCAGAGCAGGUUUUCAUUAUGCAUUGUCUCUAAAACUACAUUACUUUAUAGGAUGCAAAAUCUUCCACCUGCAGACUUUACAUGGAUGGCACAUGGCUUCUUCCUCCACUUCUUCUUCUCUUUCAGCAUUAUCACAAAUGUAAUUGUGGUAGUGUAUGAUUUUAUGGGAUGAGGAAAUUUUAAGAUUCCACUUGCUUGAUGUUGCUGUUAAUACCACGCUUCACCAUUUCUUCCAAUAAUAUUUCUCUUCAUAACAGUUACAAAAAUCAUUAAUGGAAGUGGACGUUUAUUUGGAAGAAAGUGAUACAUGAGGAAAACUGACCUGUGAGGUAUUAGCACUGAAGUGUUUACUGGUAUACUUUCAGUUGCAUUAUUGUUUAAAUUAUUCUACUGUCAAUUCUGUAGCUAUGGGUGUUUUUCCUAUAGAAACAUAUAUUUUUAAAUGAUUUAUGUAGUGUAUAUUUUUAAAUGAAUUAUGUAUGUGCCUCAUCACUCUUUAAAUAAAUGCAUAAUUGGCAGUA